CAGAGCGAUGAAGUCUUUGGGCAGCCGCGACAAGCUCCAGGCGGCGGCGGCGGCGUCGGGCCACCGGCGCGUGCUGCUGCUGGUCUUCGCCUCCUGCUUCGCCUUCGCCACCUUCCUCACCUUCCUCUACAGCUCCUCCAGCUUCGCCUCCGCCACCACCUCCACCUCCCGCUACGGCUCCUCCGCGGCCUCCACCACCUCGUCCUCCCUCGCCGGCUCAGGCCCCGGCGGCGCGCUGCCGCUGCCGGUCUUCGACGCGCUGGUCCACUACGCGUCCUUCUCCAACGCGACGCACCGCAUGACGGACACGGACAUCCGGGCCAUCUCCGCCAUCCUCCGCGCGCGCGGCCCCUGCAACCUCCUCGUCUUCGGCCUGGGCGCCGAGUCGCCGCUCUGGCUCGCGCUCAACCACGGCGGCCGCACCGUGUACCUGGACGAGAACGAGUUCUACGUCAAGUACCUGGAGCCGCGCCACCCGGGGCUCGAGGCCUACGACGUCUCCUACACCACGAAAGUCCGCGACUUCAAGGACCUGCUGGAGGCGGCGCGGUCCACGCGCGCCGCCGAGUGCCGGCCGGUGCAGAACCUGCUCUUCUCCGAGUGCCGCCUCGCCAUCAACGACCUGCCCAACGAGCUCUACGACGUGCCCUGGGACGUCGUCCUCAUCGACGGGCCGUCCGGGUGGAACCCCAACUCGCCGGGGCGCAUGCCGUCGAUCUUUACCACGGCGGUGCUGGCGAGGUCGGGCGCCACGGCGGCGAAGGGCCCCACGGACGUGCUGGUGCACGACUACAACUUCGAGCUGGAGCAGGUGCUCAGCAAGGAGUUCCUCUGCGACGAGAACCGCGUCGCCGGCAGCGGCACGCCCUCGCUCGCGCACUACGUCAUCCACCCGGGCUCCGCUGGCGCCGGGUUCUGCUCCGCCGGCCAGGACGGCGCGGCGGCUAGCGGCGGCCAGACGGCCGGGGAGAAGACGCGCAAGUGAUCUAAUCUCGUCGAGAAACCAUUACUUCAGUAGGGAUCCUCGUCUUCUCCGGCUAAUUCUUCCCCCUCGAUCUUGCCCUGUUACUACGAUUUUUCUUCUUCUUUUGUCACAUAUUAUAAGUUUGUUAUUUUUUGGGAACAAUAAUUGUAACUAGCAGCAGCUUCAUGAUCAGAGUGUAAAGAAUCGAUCUUGAUGAUAUGAUUGCCUCGAGAAAGAGAAAUAGAGGCCAAUUUACACUAAACAAAUCGUUCCAGCCUCGA
Molecule: messenger RNA, 1245 nt
Organism: Lolium rigidum
Lineage: Eukaryota; Viridiplantae; Streptophyta; Magnoliopsida; Poales; Poaceae
Product: protein IRX15-LIKE-like
Exons: 1
Coding region: 8-985 (325 amino acids)
Biological process (GO): xylan biosynthetic process
Source: RefSeq, a predicted model, not a curated record